This is a messenger RNA of Centropristis striata (black sea bass), 1894 nucleotides long. It is a transcript of the gene mos, whose product is annotated as v-mos Moloney murine sarcoma viral oncogene homolog. The record is from RefSeq and is a predicted model, not a curated record. The coding region runs from base 114 to 1136 and encodes 340 amino acids. Gene Ontology annotation, molecular function: ATP binding; protein kinase activity. Gene Ontology annotation, biological process: positive regulation of MAPK cascade; negative regulation of metaphase/anaphase transition of meiotic cell cycle; protein phosphorylation. Gene Ontology annotation, cellular component: cytoplasm. The transcript has a single exon. Lineage: Eukaryota; Metazoa; Chordata; Actinopteri; Perciformes; Serranidae.
GGCGGCGCUGUGGCUGGCUGCUGCAGGCUGUCAGCUGAAAAUCUUCCUCCCUGCAGAGCAGCAAUCAGUCAGCAGCAGAUUUCAGGCUGCGCGCUCAGCCUCCAGCACGCACCAUGCCUUCUCCGAUCCCUGUUACCCGCCUGCUGCCCAAAGACAUCAACCCCUUCCUGGACAUCGGGACCUGCAGCAGCCCGCUGGCCAAAUACUCCUUCGGCACCAGCCUGCAGGUCCCCGUCCAGCGGUUCCACGGCAAAGUCGCCAGUCGCCUCUGGUCCACUGUGAUCCACUGGAAGGAACUGAUCUCCGUGCAGCCUGUGGGCUCCGGAGGGUUCGGCUCCGUCUACAAGGCGGAGUAUUUCGGGGAGACCGUGGCGCUUAAGAAAGUGAAAAAGUGCACCAAGAACAAGCUGGCGUCCCGGCAGAGCUUCUGGGCCGAGCUGAACGCAGGACACCUGCGCCACAGGAACAUCGUGCGCGUAAUCGCGGCCACCACAUGCGUGCCACCUGGGUUUGGAGACGAAGGCAGCAUCGGGACGAUCCUGAUGGAGUUUGUGGGGGACAGAAACCUGCACCAGAUACUUUACGCAUGUGUGGAGCCGCUUGGAGAGGACAAAUGGCACAAGUACGCAACGGAUAUUGCGCACGGGUUGCGGUUCAUUCACUCCCACAGUGUUGUGCAUCUGGAUAUAAAACCAGCCAACGUGCUGGUGUCCAGAGAAGACGUGUGCAAGAUUGCAGAUUUCGGCUGCUCUCUGAAACUGGACUAUAAGUGUGAAUUCAGCGCCAUCAGCCCCCAUCUGAGCCACGUAGGCGGGACGUACACGCACCGAGCUCCGGAGCUGCUGAAAGGCGAGGAGCUGACUCCCAAAGCGGAUAUCUUCUCCUUCGGGAUCACCUGGUGGCAGCUGAUCACCAGGGAGCAGCCCUACACCGGAGACAGGCAGCACGUGCUUUACGCGGUCGUUGCGCACAACCUGCGGCCGUCCGUCCGGGACCAGGACCACCCGGUGUUCGGGUCGGAGCAGGGCCGGCAGGUCAGGACUCUGCUGGGUCGGUGCUGGAGCGGAGAGGGUCUCUGCAGACCCAGCGCCCAGGAGCUGCUGCUGCACCUGGAGCAGCUGCGCCCCCAGACAUGACUUUAUUCUAGCAGGAGAGCUGUGGGUUCAUAAAAUGGACAUUUUUUUUAGAAACAAUUUAGGAGAUACACCCACACUGUAAAAAAAAAAAAAAAAAUUCCGUUGCUUUUACAGAAAAAAAAAAUGUCAGCUGUGGUUACCAGAAUAAUUCUGCAAAAAAUACAGUACAAAUGUGAACAACUUGUACAUUUUACAUCCUAAAACAGUAGUUAAUACUUUUUUUUUUUAAGUUGUAGAUUAUACCAUCCUUUACUGCUAAUUUAACAGGAUAAUGCUUUUAUAGUAAUUAUUUAUGCAAAAUUUACAUGCAGAUUUUGCUUAUUGCACAUUGAAUACCAGUAAAUUAACAUUCAGUUAUUAUUUAUUGUACACUGAAUACCAGUAAAAUGUACAAGUUGAUCUGUAAGGUUGUUUACAUUUGUACUGUAUUUUUUGCAGAAUUAUUCUGGUAACCACAGCUGACAUUUUUUUUCUGUAAAAGGAACAGAUUUUUUUUUAUAGUGCAUGCAAUAUCAGCAUUAUUACCCUUAUUAUUAACUCUUUGAUGCACAACAUAUGGACACCCCUUCUAAUGCACAACAAGGGUCAAAAAUGUAAUUUCUCAUGUUAUUUCAUGCUGGCUGUGUGUUUCUUUGCUCUAUCUUUUUAAAUCAAUUUAUUUUAUGAUUGAAUAGUCCAAGUGUUAUUUGAAUAUCUUUUUUUUUAAAAUUACAACUGAUCAUUAUAUCCAUUUUUUUUACUUUCAUACUUUAUGAAGA